AUGAGUGCUGCUGAUAAGGAAAUCGUCCGGCAGACCUAUAUUCGAGUUCUCGGCCAAGAUGAGCUAAUGAGGAAACUGGAAAAACAGUUGAGUUCCCCAGGAGAGAUUCCAACAGCGACGCAUCUAAAGGUAAAUCCAGCCGGUUCAGAAGGCUCAACAUCUUGGUUAGACCUGCCCUGUGCCUGGUACCCGCGAGCUUCGCAAGCAAAAAACAUCCCUGAAUUUCUUCGAGCCAACGGCAUAAUCGAUAUAAAGCUGGGACCCUCGCAAGAUUAUAUCGACUUUACGGAUAUACAUCCUCUCUUUCGAUUCGAAAAUUGCGCAAUAGCGCUGUCCGAAGAUAUAACGAGGAAGGCAUGGGCUGCCAUGGCACCAGCAUUGGCUCUCAGCACCAAGUGGUUGACCACCCCUGAGCUCCAGGGAUUCUGGCAUCGCCUGGCUUUCGGAGAGCUGACCACUGCAAAUGGCAAGACAUACUUGGCCCGCUCACCCAUCGAAGAUAAUCUCCCGCUGGCUUGUUCGCGCUUCGGGGAGAUUCUGAUGGUGUUGGCGGACAAGAUUACAUUCUGGUGGGUGCCACAGGUACUGGAUGGAGGAAAGGUGAAUGGGUGCCAUACGAAUAAUAUCUUUGACUCCAUCCACAUCCUUAAUAAAUAUUUAGCCGCACAAAUCAAGAGCCGUAGCUGGUACUCCUCUCGCGACUCUUAUGAUUACGGUGGCUAUAUAGGAAUCAGCUGCGAAUUCCUCUAUCACCUUCUAAGCCCCGAGUCCAGCACACGUUUGGAUGACUGCGCCAUGAUGAGGCUGCAAUUCCAGAUUGCAUUUACACUGUGCCACGAGUUGUGCCAUGCGGUUUAUGCGUGGCGUCGUUUACCGAACCCGGAAAUUUACGUGUUUCCUUCUGAUGCAAUGGCAGAGACUGGUCUGAGUUGGGGUCAAAAUGUACUCGGUGCUGAAGUAUGCAUUGAGACACACGCAUUGGAUUACAUGACCGGUAGAACAUACAAGUACUUAUACAGCUACCCUGGCCUAUUUUACGUCGUUCACGACCGAUGGGUAGACGCGUGGUUUCGCAAGGACACUUGGGCGCGAAUAGACGAAGUGGUACACCGCAAUCUGUUAAGGCUACCUGCCGCCGCUGGUUUCUCUGGUCCUACUUUCUGGAUUGCACAUCUCUUCGUAGGGGGCUUGAUCCGACCCGUGGUGUACAAGGACAGGGAGAUCGUAUGGCCAGGAUUUGCGGUGGGCAAGGUGAAUGCCCCGCCAGAGGGCAUGUCGCCAGAAGAGUGGUUCGCUAAAGUCCGAAAGCAGGACAUGAAGCUGGCAAUGGCAAUUGGGUACAAGAAGGAGAUGUUUCAGGAAGCGGAAGGCCGCUAUGCGAAAGCGGGCCACUUUUUGGAAUUGUCCGCGCAAGAUGUGAGUAGUUAUUCCCUUUUCUAG
Molecule: messenger RNA, 1440 nt
Organism: Didymosphaeria variabile
Lineage: Eukaryota; Fungi; Ascomycota; Dothideomycetes; Pleosporales; Didymosphaeriaceae
Exons: 1
Coding region: 1-1440 (479 amino acids)
Source: RefSeq, a predicted model, not a curated record